AUGGGCAGAGGCACAUCUACCUCCGCGACCGCGCGACCAAUCUUCAUAAUCCUAGGCAAUGCAAAGCUCAAAUUACUCGCUGUAUUCCUAUCAAUCUCGACCAUCCUCCUGCUCACAUUAUACUCAAGCGGGAUAUCAGACACCGUUUCGCGGCGCGCAGAAGACAAGACCGCAAAUGAGAAGGACUACUGGACAUGGGAAACGAGCACCCAGUUUCGAAAACCCUUGUACAGCAAUAAUAGCAUCGAUAAUGCAAGCUCGACAAAUGCCUGCGACAAUUUCCCAUCAAACAUCCUCUCGCGUAUCCAGAUUAUCCUAAAGACCAGCGCAACCGAACCCCAAAACCGAGUCGACACGCACAUGGCCUCUGUGACACGCUGUAUUUCCAAUUUACUAGUUAUAUCCGACAAAGAAACCGAACUUAAUGGCCACCAUGUGCACGACGUUCUAGCGGAUCUGCCCCUCUCGGCCCGGAAGCAGAUUCCGGAGUUCGAGGCGUAUGAUGCCCUGCAACGCGGGGAUACCAAUAUCAGUGGUUCAGCGGGCUGGCAGCUCGACCGGUUCAAGUUCCUGCCGAUGGUGGAACGAGCGAAGAAAACCAAUCCCGAUGCAGAGUGGUACGUCUUCCUCGAGACUGAUACAUACUUUGUGUGGGAUAAUCUGUUCCGUCUGCUCGAGCAGUUCGAUCACUCUGUACCUCUCUAUAUGGGCUCACCUGCGCCGGGCCGCGGACUUGGGGAUGGAAAGGUCAAUUGGUUUGCCUAUGGUGGUGCAGGCUUUGUGCUCUCCAGGGCUGCGGUCGAUACAUUGACGGCGCGGGAGGUUGGUCGUUACGGGCAGUUUGUUGGGCCGUCGCUCAGUGAGCAGUACAUGCAGGCCGUGAAAGAUGACUGUUGCGGUGACUCGGUGCUCGGGUUUGCUCUAUAUGAGAAGGGUAUCUUGUUGUCGGGCAUGUGGCCGAUGUUCAAUGCGCACCCGCUACACUCGAUUCCCUUCGGGGACGAGCAUCACUGGUGUCAGCCUGCUAUCAGCAUGCACAAGUCGCAAUUGGAUGAUAUGACGGGGCUGACAGACUGGGAGAAUGAGCGUGAUCGAACGAAACCAUUAUUGUACGCAGACCUGGUUGAUUAUCACCGCUUGGGAGAGUUGCCAGAACGUCGCGGAUGGGAUAACGGGGCCUGGGGUGGCAUUAUUGAACAACCUGAGACUCUGCCCCAGCAUGAGUCACUAGAGGCCUGUCGUCAGGCAUGCCAUGACCGGGAUUGGUGUAUGGCGUACACUUAUGAUACCGCUGGUGCUUGUGUCUUUGUCCGGACUUUACGACUUGGGUCGCCGAGUAAGCUGGAGAUCGCUGAUCAGUUCACGGCUGGGUGGGAUAACGACAAGAUACGGAAAUGGCGCGAGAACAACACUUGUGAAGAACCCAGAUGGAUGAAGCCGAGUUUGACCAGGAUUUUUUGA
Messenger RNA from Penicillium bovifimosum, 1461 nucleotides. RefSeq lists its product as uncharacterized. The record is from RefSeq and is a predicted model, not a curated record. Gene Ontology annotation, molecular function: glycosyltransferase activity. Bases 1 to 1461 code for a protein of 486 amino acids. Gene Ontology annotation, cellular component: membrane. NCBI's taxonomy places the organism in Eukaryota, Fungi, Ascomycota, Eurotiomycetes, Eurotiales, Aspergillaceae. The transcript has 2 exons.